AUGUCACUGGUGAAGAGACGGAGACAGGAUGAAACCGUAGUGGCGAAAUCCCGAGAUGAUGUAUUCACACUCGAGGGCCAUGAUGGAACUGUGAUGGCUGCGAAGUUCGACAGAGAGGGGCGUGUUCUUGCCACGGGAGGCAUGGACAAGAAGAUACUGCUGUGGUCACUGCCUCAUGUCAAUCAACGGGGAGCACCGAAUUACGGUGAGAUCACCGGUCAUAAGAGCGCGAUAACGUCUUUGAGAUGGCUCAACAGUGGCCUAUUGGCGUCUUCGUCUGCUGACUCAACAGUGGCCAUAUGGGAUGCAGAGACUGGUAAGAAGAUAAGGAAGCUGAACAAGCACUCGAUGGUGGUGAACGAAAUCGACCAGGACUCAAAUCUGGUUGCGUCUGUUGGAGAUGAUGGGUUUGUUCAGAUAUGGGAUACACAGAGCAAGGAUCCAGUUUCAUCGUUUCAAACCGAUUACCCCCUGAUCACAGUGGCAUUCCAUCGUGGAAUUGUAUACGCCUCUGGAAUUGAGCCGGUGAUCAGAGCGUGGGACAUCAAGUCAUCUACAAAACCACUGUUUGAAAUCGAGACAAUGCACACUGAUACAAUCACAUCGAUCGCAGUCGAUGAUUCAAAUCUGAUCUCUAGAUCAAAUGACGAUACUCUGAGGAUAUACGACCCAAGUGUCGUUGAAGGGACUCAUAUUAGACCUCAGAUCUACGACGGUGCGCCUUCGGGUGGUGAGAACUUACCCAUUCGAGCUAUAAUAAGAGAAAAUGUGAUAUACUCUGGAUCGUCAGAUAAUACCGUAACGUCUUGGGAUGUCACUUCAAAGAGACUCCUGAGAAAGACAGCGGGCCAUUCAGGAACAGUUAUUGACAUUGAUGAACACAUGGGGAAACUUGCUUCUACAUCUGUUGACGGUAAAGUGAUCCUUAGGUAUACAAGUGCAUGA
Williopsis jadinii is the source of this 945-nucleotide messenger RNA. Its product is annotated as WD40 repeat domain-containing protein. The transcript has 2 exons. Gene Ontology annotation, cellular component: catalytic step 2 spliceosome. The record is from RefSeq and is a predicted model, not a curated record. The coding region runs from base 1 to 945 and encodes 314 amino acids. Gene Ontology annotation, molecular function: RNA binding; protein binding. Lineage: Eukaryota; Fungi; Ascomycota; Saccharomycetes; Phaffomycetales; Wickerhamomycetaceae.